UCGGCGGUCCGCAAAGUGUGAAACGGGGGAACCUAGAAAUCUUGAGCUUUCCGUUCCUCGCGCCGCACAUGGCAUGAGUUCAAGCGGAGGUGGGCACUGCCUCAAGCCCAUGGCUCGAUGUCGCAAGACUCUGGCUCCUUUGUGGCGCCAGCCAGCGAUGUGAGGCUGACUGCCGCGGAUCAAGCCUUUGCGGGCGCCAGCGCCAAAGCCGCGACAAAGCUGUCGCUUUAUCCGCUGGACACCUGGAAGAGCAGGAAGCAGGCUCGUGGUGACCUGGACUUCCGGCAUCUCCGUGGUAUUCGGGGCGUCUACCGUGGCGUGGUGCCAAAGCUCCUGCUCUACUCACCGUAUCAGGCAGUUUACAUGAGCGCCUACAUUACCUCGCGUGACAGUCUUCUAGGCCCACUGGGGGACUCAGCGCUGACCUUUGUUGCAGCUGGCAUAGCUGCGGAGGUGGCGGGCGCUGCCAUCCGCGUACCUAUGGAGGUGUCGAAGCUGCGCUUGCAGCUGGGCGUGUACAGCAACACCUGGCACGCUGUGAAGGACUUCUGCCGAAACCCCUGGCAGAUUUACCGGGGGAGCUUCCUGCCGCAGACCAUCAUGCACGACUGCUUCUACAGCGCCUGUGGAUGGCUGAUCUUCGAGUCUGGUAGGCAAUGGCUCUUCGCAGCCCAUGGUUGCUCGAGCCUCCCAGUCUACGAGAACUUGGGCCUGGGCCUCGUCACCGGCACCCUUGCCUCCCUGGUCACCAAUCCUGUGGAUGUGGUCAAAACAAGAAUCAUCGGCUGCAGGGACAAGCCUGAAGGCAUUCUUGCGACGGCGGCCGGCAUCUGGCGCCAUGAAGGCAUUUCUGCCUUCUGGCGCGGAGCCGCACUGCGGGCGCUCCACUUGGCCCCCAGCCAUGGCUUGUACAUGCUGUUGUACGAGCUGACCAAGCGUCAAAUGGUCGCGUGGCGCGGUACAUGAUUGCUCGCAG
Messenger RNA from Effrenium voratum, 976 nucleotides. Lineage: Eukaryota; Dinophyceae; Suessiales; Symbiodiniaceae. The record is from the annotation of a GenBank genome assembly.